UUUGCUAGCCCGUGACCUUCCUGAGACGCUGAGUGUGUUCGUGGGGGUCGACCUCUUCGAGAUUAGGGUUGCCGUCUUCCUCGAGAUCUUUCAAUCGAGGGCUCUUCCUCUUUCCCUAUUGUUAUUACUCGAUCAUUAUGAACCGAUCUCUGCUGUUGUCGCGAUUCCUCUUCCUGUAACGUAUUCUUUCCCUUCCUAUAUAUCAAGAUCGUCUGCGGUGAGGUGCUUCCGUCGCUAACGCCGCCGUCCCUAACGUCGCCGGCGCCUACUCUACGUUCAACACUCUCCGCCUUGGUAGAUCAGCUCAGACCAUUGCUACUCGCCUCAUCCGGUUCUGGGAUUCUCGAAACAUCCACAAGAAUGGGGAGUUUAUGGGAAUAACUAUUCUCCUCCUCAGAUGAACAGGACUCGGUGAUUCAUGGUUUCAUCCCCGCUAACCGGGCCAGCCAGUUCCGGUCGUGUUUGAAAGCCGGUUCCAUUGUGAGAUUGGAUGGUUUUGAAGUUGCUCGAGUCGCUCACAUGUACAAGAUCACAGAACUUCAGUUCGUGAUCCGUUUCAUCCCUUCAACACGUAUUGUUGAAGUCUUGGCUGACGCUCUUGUGAUCAAGUCCGACAAGUUCCUGGUCCGGCGUAUUGAUCAUCUUCAAGUGCUUGCUAACUCUAACCUAGAGCUCCCAGAUGUUGUGGGUGAAAUACGUUCCGUUCAGGGGUACGAUCUCCAAAAUGACGCAGCUACGAGCAGAAUUGUGGUCUGCCUCCUUUUCGAACCAACUGUGACCGUAAACGUAUCUUUGUGGGAUGAGGCUGCAUCAGCCUUUAGGGGCCUCUUGAGAGCAGAAGACAAAUCCCAGUCCGUGAUGUUGGUGACCUCGGUAAAUCCUAAACUGUUUGGAGGCAACCUGUAUUUAAACUCCACACAAGGAACUAGGUUCUUCUUUGACACCACCCUCCCUGAAAUAGCAGAGUUUGUCAGCAGAGUUUGAGCUACAUCAGCUCAAGUGUAUUCCUGCGUUGACACCCUCGAAGGAAU
Messenger RNA from Brassica oleracea var. oleracea, 1031 nucleotides. RefSeq lists its product as uncharacterized. NCBI's taxonomy places the organism in Eukaryota, Viridiplantae, Streptophyta, Magnoliopsida, Brassicales, Brassicaceae. The record is from RefSeq and is a predicted model, not a curated record. The coding region runs from base 520 to 984 and encodes 154 amino acids. The transcript is spliced from 7 exons.